Cavia porcellus (domestic guinea pig) is the source of this 3130-nucleotide messenger RNA. RefSeq names its product dipeptidyl peptidase 7 (gene Dpp7). Lineage: Eukaryota; Metazoa; Chordata; Mammalia; Rodentia; Caviidae. The transcript has 12 exons. Gene Ontology annotation, molecular function: serine-type exopeptidase activity; dipeptidyl-peptidase activity. The coding region runs from base 1416 to 2939 and encodes 507 amino acids. Gene Ontology annotation, biological process: proteolysis. The record is from RefSeq and is a predicted model, not a curated record. Gene Ontology annotation, cellular component: vesicle.
AGCCAGCAGCUUGGGGCUGGGGAUUUAGCUCAGUAGCAUAAGUGCCUGCCUUGUAAGUGUGUGGUCAUGAGUUUGAUCCCCAGUACUGAUAAAAAAGAAAAAGACAAAAAACAAAAACAAAAAAACACCAGCAGCUUCCAGGUCUUGGAGCAGAGACUUGGCGGCCAGGGGCUGGGCACCUUCAGUGGUCUCAAGGGGUCAGGCAUGGGGCGGCCCAGUGAUGUGGAGCAGGGAUCAGGUGGUCCUUGUGGACGGGUGGCUCAGAGCUGUGUCCUCCACAGACACCAGGCUCAUGCCCUGCUGGUCUGCAGGUGUACGUGCCCACCCGGCCUGCCUCUGGGCCACACAGAGGCCCUCAAAGCUCUGCACCUGCAGCAGGGUAAGGCUUGCUUGGCACACCAAUGCUUGGGGACUCUGCCCUGGGUGACUGAGUGAGGGGCAGGGCACCCAGAGCCCCAGGACAGGGAUUAUGCAGUGCUGUGGCUCAGGACCCCCUCUUGCGGAUGGAGUGGGUACUGACAGGGAUGCUGAUGUCAUGCAGUGGUCUCAAGCCGACCACGUCCCUAACACUCACUGUCACCACGCUGGGACCAUGGCCUGGAGACAGUUGGGGGCGAAAGGGUCAGUCUUCCCUCACCCACAGCCUCAGGGGAGCUGCACUGCCAGGGAUGGUUUCAGGUCAGGUGAGCUGUCACCUUCUUCCACAGCUGCAGGGGUCCUAGAUCUUGCCUGUGUUCCUGUAGGACAGCCACCACUGAGAUGGACACAGCCCAAUGUGCUGAGUUGGCUACAGGUUACUUGGUCUGUCACAAAGUCUUGGCCUGGCCACUUCCUUCCCCAUCAUGUAGGGUCAACUCCAGGCAGAGGCUCAGACCCUAGUCCCUUUGGUUGGGGGCACAGGUGCUACACUCUCCCCUGCCUGUACUCCAGGGGAUGUGCCACUACUUGGAAAAGCCUGGCACCCCUUCUUAGAAUCACUGGCCUUGGUCCCCCCCCCGCUUCAAGGACUCUGGACAGCCAGGCCCUGCCUGUCAUGGGGCUGGCAGUGAAGCCAGGAAAAAAAGUGCUGAGAGCAGACAGCUAUUCCUGGGGCUGUGCCAUGUCGGGGCCAGGUGAGGAUGAACUGAGGAGCUGGGCGGUAGGGUGUGGGGCUGGGGCCUCAGAGACCUUGGCUUCCCUGAAAAUUCCCUGAGCCCUCCAUGGAAUUCCUGGGUCUCCAUGGUGAUAGUCUCCAUGAGGACAUAAUCAGCGCCUAGGAACCUUGAGGUCUUAAGAAAGGGACUAGUGGGAGGAAGAGGCUGGCAGCUAUUUGGUCUCCAGCGAGAUUCAGGACUAGCCGCACCCAGGCUAUUACAAGGCAUCCCUGGUCACGUGACCAGAUUCACGUGACCACAGUGCCGGUUUACAGAGCUAGAAUGGGUUCCCAGUACAGGGACGUGGUGUACCGCAGGACUACUCCCUCUGUCUUGCUGCUGGGCCUGAUGCUGCUCAGUCUUGGAGCCGAUCAGCCCUCUGGCCAGCACAGCACUGACCCUGAGUACCGGGAGUACUACUUUGAACAGCUCCUGGACCACUUCAACUUUGAAAGUUAUGGCAACAAGACUUUCCACCAACGUUUCCUGAUGUCAGACAAGUUCUGGAAGCAGCCCAAGGGCCCCAUCUUCUUCUACACCGGAAAUGAGGGCGACGUGUGGGUCUUUGCUAACAACUCAGGCUUCCUGGUGGAGCUGGCACAGCAGCAGGAGGCCCUGCUUAUCUUUGCGGAGCACCGGUACUAUGGGAAGUCGCUCCCGUUUGGUGCCCAGUCCACCCAGCAUGGGUUCAUGCAGCUGCUGACUGUGGAGCAGGCGCUGGCCGACUUCGCCGUGUUGCUGCAGGUCCUGCGGCAAGACCUCUGUGCCCAGGACAGCCCAACCAUCACCUUCGGAGGGAGCUACGGCGGGAUGCUCAGCGCCUACAUGAGGAUAAAGUACCCCCACCUGGUGGCAGGUGCACUAGCGGCCAGUGCACCCGUGGUAGCUGUCGCAGGCCUUGUCGACUCCUAUCAGUUCUUCCGUGAUGUCACAGCGGACUUCUAUAGCCAGAGCCCCAAGUGUGUCCAGGCUGUGCGCGAGGCCUUCCAGGAGAUCCGGAACCUGUAUCUGCAGGGAGCCCAUGAGCGGAUUAGUCGGGAGUUUGGGACCUGUCAGUUACUCUCGGGCUCGGAGGACUUGACACAGCUCUUCAUGUUUGCUCGGAACGCCUUCACCGUGCUGGCCAUGAUGGACUACCCAUACCAUACUGAUUUCCUGGUUCCUCUGCCCGCCAACCCUGUCAAGGUUGGCUGUGAUAUACUGCUGAAUGAGGCCCAGCCGAUCACAGGGCUCCGAAUGCUGGCAGGGAUGAUCUACAACACCUCAGGCAUGGAGCACUGUUAUGACAUCUACCAGCUGUACCACAGCUGUGCUGACCCUACUGGCUGUGGCUCAGGCUCUGAUGCCCAGGCCUGGGACUACCAGGCCUGCACAGAGAUUAACCUGACAUUCAGCAGCAACAAUGUGAGCGACAUGUUCCCCACCCUCCUGUUCACCGAGGAGCUCCGAGAGCAGUACUGCCUGGAAAAGUGGGGCGUGUGGCCCCGGCCCAACUGGCUGCAGACCAGCUUCGGGGGUGGCGACCUCAAGGGUGCCACCAAAAUCAUUUUCUCCAACGGUGACCUGGAUCCCUGGGCUGGCGGUGGGAUACACAGGAACCUUAGUGAGUCUGUGAUUGCGGUCAUGAUCCAGGGUGGAGCCCAUCACCUGGACCUCAGAGCGUCUCACCCAGAGGACCCUGCAUCUGUUGUCGAGGCGCGCAAGCUGGAGGCUGGCCUCAUUUGGGAGUGGGUAAAGGCAGCCAGGAAUGAGCAGCAGCCAGCCUCACAGGAGGGGCAGCUGUUCCUGCAACUCCAGCACAACUGAGGGAACACCUCAGGGGGUGGCCCCUUGUGGGUCAUGGUGGCCAGUCCAGGGCAGUGCCACUGGAACACGGGCGGGGGGGGGGCUGGGUGGAUGCCUGGGGGCAGGCCAGCACAACUAUCCUGUCCAAGGCCCACAAGAGGGAGCAGAUGCUGCACACAGCCACCAAACCAAUAAAAGUUUAAUAAAGCAGA